Messenger RNA from Entrophospora sp. SA101, 456 nucleotides. NCBI's taxonomy places the organism in Eukaryota, Fungi, Glomeromycota, Glomeromycetes, Entrophosporales, Entrophosporaceae. The record is from the annotation of a GenBank genome assembly.
AUGGAGCUCAUUAAUAAUAACACUGAUAAUAUACCCGAACCAGUGGCCUGGGAUAAUACUCAGCAUGCUCAAAUUAAUACAUCUUUAACCCAAAAAGUAAACGCUGAACUUUUGUCUCCGAGAGAACAUAAUCGAUUAUUUGACGAUCAACAAUAUAUUGAUAACAUUAGUAAUCUAAAUAUAAUUGAUGAUGGAAAUAACACGGGUAUAAUGAAUAUUGAAAAUAAUAUUAGCACCAAUGAAUCGACUACAGCAGUAAUACCUAUCUCACAAGAAAAUGUCAUCGAGAUCACGAUGGACCAACGGUCAGAUAGUGCGCAUUUCGAAUCACCUGAAACUAACAUUGAUAUUAGAUGCUUUUAUUAUGGCACGGACUAUUUUGAAGAAAAUCAAACUGAUGAUAUUUUUCCUCAUUAUUAUCAACCCACUGAUCAACAAUUUAAUCUAUUUGGCUAA